Messenger RNA from Paraglomus occultum, 2436 nucleotides. The record is from the annotation of a GenBank genome assembly. NCBI's taxonomy places the organism in Eukaryota, Fungi, Glomeromycota, Glomeromycetes, Paraglomerales, Paraglomeraceae.
AUGAAUCGAAGACUGUGGUUUCUUUUUGCUGUUGCAAUAUUCACGAUUUGCUUGAUAUUCGUUAACGCCGAUGAAGAUCCGCUGAAAGUACAGGAUGGUUCAGCCGACAACUUGAAAGCAACGGAAAAAGAGACUUAUGAAUUUCAGACAGAAGUGAGUAGAUUGAUGAAGAUUAUAAUAAAUUCUCUGUAUAAAACGCGGGAAAUAUUUCUUCGUGAAUUAAUAUCUAACGCCUCCGAUGCGAUCGACAAAAUUCGCUUCCUGUCGCUCACUGAUCCUAAUGCACUUUCGGCAAAUCCAAACUUGAACAUAACAGUAAAAGCCGACCCAACUAAUCGUAUCCUAAUUAUUCGGGAUUCGGGGAUCGGGAUGACAAAGAAACAUCUAAAGGAAAACCUCGGGACUAUAGCUAAAUCGGGUACAUCAGAGUUUCUAGACGCGAUGGAAAAAGGAAAAGCAGAUAUGAGCUUGAUCGGCCAAUUCGGUGUCGGCUUUUAUUCUGUAUUCUUAGUAGCUGAUCGAGUCGUUGUUGCGAGCAAGCAUAAUGAUGACAAGCAAUACAUUUGGGAGAGUACAGCAGUGAAUGAUUUUUCUAUUGCAGAAGAUCCAAGGGGAAAUACACUUGGAAGAGGCACAGAGAUUCAGUUAUAUCUUAAAGAGGAUGGCCUCGAGUAUUUGGAUGAGAAGCGGUUACAAAAUUUGAUCAAAAAAUAUUCCGAGUUUAUAAACUUUCCAAUUUAUUUGAGUGUCCACCGAACAGAAGUUGUAGAAGUUGAUGAUGAGGAAGAUGACAAACCUGCGGAUACAGAGGAUAAACCUGCGGAUACAGAGGAUAAACCUGCGGACACGGAGGAUAAACCUGCGGAUACAGAGGAUAAACCUGCGGAUACAGAGGAUAGACCUGCAGACACGGAGGAUGAAUCCGCUAAAAAGACAGAGGAAAGCGAAGAUGACGGGGACCUCGAGGUCGAAGAUGUGACGGAGAAGACAGAAAGUAAACCAAAGAAGAAGACAAAGGAAAUUUUGGUCGAAGAAUGGGAACAAAUGAAUACUCAGAAGCCUAUCUGGACUCGAGAUCCCAAGAACGUUACCGAUAAAGAAUACGAAGAAUUUUACUACUCUCUUGUUAAAAAUGAAGGUUCACCACCCCUAUCAUGGAUUCAUUUUAAGGCUGAAGGUGAGGUAGACUUCCGUUCGAUUGUUUAUAUUCCAAAGAAAGCGCCAGCGGACAUGUUCAAGAAAGUUCAAGACUACUCUCGGAAUAUCAAGUUGUUUGUCAAGCGAGUUUUUAUCACCGACGAGUUUCUCGAUUUUGUCCCAAAGUAUCUCCAAUUUAUUCGUGCCAUCAUCGACGCCGAUGACAUUCCUCUUAAUGUAUCUCGCGAAACGCUCCAACAACACAAGACACUUCAAUUGAUAAAAAGGCGACUCAUCAAGAAAAUACUCGAACUAAUUGCCAACCUGUCACGGGAUGAAGAAAAAUAUGCCAUUUUAAUGAAAGAAUUCGGGACAAAUCUCAAACUUGGCGCUAUCGAAGAUAAUAGAAAUAGAAAGAAGGUCGCCAAACUUUUGAGAUUUCCUACUUCAGCGGAAAAUGUUAACGUGACAUCUCUGGAUGAUUACAUUGGAAGAUCGAAGAAGGGACAAGAGUCUAUCUAUUUUGUGACAUGUACGACCAUCGAAGAGUGUGAACAGAGUCCGUUCUUGGAAAGACUGCUUGCCAGGGGGUAUGAAGUAUUGUACAUGAACGAGCCAAUAGAUGAGAUAUUAGUACAGCACAUGCCUGCGUAUGAAGGGAAGGUUUUCCGAAAUAUUGCAAAAGGCGAUUUGACGUUUGGUGAUGAAACCGAGGAUACAAAAAAAGAAAAGGAAUUAUUAAAGGAAAAGUUCUCCGUAUUGGUGGAUGAACUAAAGAGCACGUUAUCGGAAUACGUUGAUCAAGUCGAUGUCUCUAACCGGUUAACGGUAUCUCCAUGUGCAGUCAUUGCACACGAAUAUGGAUGGACGGGUAACAUGCACAGAAUCAUGUCUGCCCAAGCAUACAGACAAGAAGACGAGUUCAUGGCCAAAUUUUAUGCAAAUCAAAAGAAAAUUUUAGAGAUCAAUCCAAAUCAUCCAUUGAUUUUGGGUUUGUUGGAGAAAGCUAAAUCUGGGUUUGAUGAUGAAACCAAAGAACUGGUUCACGUCCUGUAUGAGACAAACCUUAUCAGGUCUGGGUAUCAAUUGAAAGAUAAUAUAAAAUAUGCAUCCCGGGUUGAGAAAGUAUUACGCCAAAACUUGGAUAUCGACGUUGAGGCAAAGGCCACCGUUAACGAGGAACCAGCCCCUGAAUUGGAUGAAGAAGAAAAAAAGAAGUUGGAAGAACUGUCAAAAGACGAGGAGUUUGAAUUAGAUGAUGAUGAUGAGCCUUCCAAACACAUUAAAGAUGAACUUUAG